Microthlaspi erraticum is the source of this 2364-nucleotide messenger RNA. The record is from the annotation of a GenBank genome assembly. NCBI's taxonomy places the organism in Eukaryota, Viridiplantae, Streptophyta, Magnoliopsida, Brassicales, Brassicaceae.
AUGAAUCAGCCUGCAAUGGUCUCCGAUAAGGUAACUAAACAAUCUGAGCAGAGCGAGGAGAUAGCUGAGGAGGCAGUGGCAAAACAAAGAUCUUGUGUCCAUUUUGAUAAAUGUGUUGAUUUGGAUAAGCUGUUGAAAGUUAUCAAAUCUUGUCAAGAAAUAAAGUGUGGAGAAUGCAAGCAAGGAGUGCGCGUGAAGGAAAAGAAAAUACUUUCUUUUUUGGACUCUCCAAAAAAAGCUAUUUGGGUUUGCUUGGAAUGUGGCUAUUAUAGCUGUGGAGAUGCUGGUUUGCCAACUGGAGGUAAUAGUCACGUUGUGAAGCACAUGAGGAUGACGCGUCACCGUUUGGUGAUGCAAUGUGAAAGACCUAAGUUGAGAUGGUGUUUCUCAUGCCAAUCACUUGUCCCUUUUGAUAAAGAAGAGAAUGGUGUGAAGAAAGAUUUGUUACUUGAAGUUGUUAAAGCGAUUAAAGAACGAUGUCCAAGAAGUGGUAGUAGUAGAAGCAUCUGCGGGGAGAUCAAAACGUUAGAAGGUUCUUCUGUGUCCAGGGCAAGAGAUGGUUACUAUGAUGUAAGAGGUUUGGUUAAUCUUGGGAACACAUGUUUCUUUAACUCUGUCUUGCAGAACCUUCUCUCUUUGGAUCAGUUACGUGACCACUUGCUGAAAGAUGAUGAUCUGUAUGGUGGUGGGCCUCUAGUUUCUUCCUUGAAGAGAUUAUUUGAGGAGACAGAAUCAGAGGUAGGAUCAAUGUUCAAGAGUGUGAUAAAUCCAAGGGAUUUUUUCGGUUCCGUGUGUUGCAAGGCUCCUCAGUUUAAGGGAUUUCAGCAGCAUGACAGUCACGAGUUGCUAAGGUGUUUGUUGGAUGGUUUGAGCAUGGAAGAAUCGAGCCUGAGGAAGAAGCUUGAUGGUGAUGGUGAUGAUAAUGAUGAUGACACUUCUUCACCACCUACUCUCAUAGAUUCUAUAUUUGGUGGUGAGAUCUCGAGCACUGUUUCUUGCUUGGAAUGUGGUCACUCCUCAAAAGUUUAUGAGCCCUUUUUGGAUCUCUCUUUACCUCUUCCUUCCAAGAAACAAACCCUUUCUCCGGUUAAGGUUCUCAAGAAUCCAGAAACUGAAACAGAAACCAAUAUGGAAGUUGAUAGUUGUUGGUUGGAUUUAUUUGGAACAGCAACCUCAUCAACUAAGACUGAAGGAGGUGAUCAGAGUUUUAAAGGUAGCAGAAGAGAAACGCUGAUGCAUGAUAAUGAUGCAAGGGAAACUGAUGCACGAGCUAUGCAGUCUAAGAAAGACAUAGCUGUGAGUUGGAUUGAUGAGGCUCGAUUUUUAGGUUAUCCUGAUAAGUGGUAUGAUGAGGCUCGAGUUUUAGGUUUUCCUGAUCCGUGGUAUGAUGAUGAUGAAGAGCUUCCCUUGUUGGUUGCAGAUUCUCAAGCUCUGUGUAUGCCUUGCAAAGAUAACAUAUCCAAUGAUGAUAAAGCAGUUGCAGAAAGUAAGGGUGAGGCUUUGUCGUCAUCCGUGAGCGGUGGCAAUGAACAAAACGUAGUAGAUUAUGUUGACUUUAGCGACUUCUUUGACGAGCCUGAAGUAUCUGAAGAACCAUCUAAAGCAGGAUGUGAAGCUCCCUCGUCAUUCUUGAGCGGCAAGCAUGAACAAAACAUAGAUGAUGAAGCCAUUGGCAGUCUUUUUGACGACGACGAAGAUUAUUCGGAUCAUGAAGUUGUUGUACUUGAUGAUUCGGAUUCACCAGUGUCUGUGGAUAGGUGUUUGGCCCAGUUCACAAAGACAGAGGUUUUGUCGGAAGACAAUGCUUGGCAUUGUGAGAAUUGUUGCAAUAACCUAAAACUCCAACUGUUGAGAGAAGGGAUCAAAGCUAAAGAACAUGGAGAUAGUUUGGCUUCUGAUGCAAUUAUGGGAGACUUGGACACGAAGCAACCUCCAAUUACUUCCUCUGCUACUGAAUCUGACAAGAAGGAAGACGAGACAAUAGUUUCUGUAAAAAGAGCUGCGAGUAAAAGGGUACUUGUAAACAAGGCACCACCUGUCUUAACCAUUCAUCUCAAGAGAUUCAGCCAAAAUGCUCGAGGCAGGCUAAGCAAGUUAAGCGGUCAUGUUGACUUCAAAGAGUUCAUUGAUCUUGGCCAAUAUAUGGACUCCAGGUUGACCGAAGAAGACAAGCCGCUUUACAGGUUAUCCGGGGUAGUGGUGCAUUCAGGGAUAAUGGGAACAGGUCAUUAUGUUGCUUACGUUAGAGGAGGCCACAAGGACUCAUCCGUAUGGUAUCACGCAAGCGAUUCUUAUGUUCGACGUGUUUCUUUUGAAGAAGUUCUCUCUUCUGAGGCCUAUCUCUUAUUCUACCGACGGAUCUGA